AUGGGAGACUACGGCCCCGCAGCACCCUCAGUCCACUCGACCCCGGUGGACAGCCCAGCCCAGCCCCAGCCCAUACCCAGCGAGAUUUCAGUGCUGAUAACAGGGUUCGGCCCCUUCAAGACCAACCUUGUCAACGCUUCUUAUUUGAUCGCAUCCUCCCUUCCGUCUUCUUUCGACUUUUCUUCCCCCAAGGGCGCGAACCGCCGCGUCUCUCUCCAUGUCCACCCAACCCCGAUUUCAGUCGCUUAUGCGACUGUUCGCGAAGCUCUUCCAAAUAUUUUGAAGGAGUACGCUGCGCAGCAUGGCGGUAGACCUGAUAUCGUGCUCCAUAUUGGUAUUGCGUCGCCGAGGCCAUACUACUCUGUAGAGUCGCUCGCGCAUCGAGAUGGUUAUUUUAUCACCGAUAUCCAGGGCCGUACUGGAUUCGAGGAUGGCGAGAGGCGCUGGAAAGAGUUAGGCCUGCCGCCUACCCUCACCCCUGGAUCUGAGUCUGGUAAGGAAGGCCCAUACCCGCCGGAUGACCAUUUCCUAGAGACCUGGAGAUCACAUGCUCCGCCGGAGACGGAUCUGCGCAUUUCCGAGGACCCGGGUCAUUAUCUAUGUGACUUUAUCUUUUAUACCAGUUUGUCGCUGGCUCUGAUGGAGGGGCAGGAUCGGAAUGUGGUGUUCCUGCAUGUUCCUGCGGCCUCGCAGGAUGCUGACAUCGACCUGGGACGGAAUAUUGCGAUGGCUUUAAUUAAGACGUUGGUAACUUGCUGGAUCGAUGAGAAUCGUUCUUCGUAA
Penicillium maclennaniae is the source of this 783-nucleotide messenger RNA. RefSeq names its product putative pyroglutamyl peptidase type I. The transcript has 2 exons. Lineage: Eukaryota; Fungi; Ascomycota; Eurotiomycetes; Eurotiales; Aspergillaceae. Gene Ontology annotation, biological process: proteolysis. The coding region runs from base 1 to 783 and encodes 260 amino acids. The record is from RefSeq and is a predicted model, not a curated record.